Molecule: messenger RNA, 587 nt
Organism: Ziziphus jujuba (common jujube)
Lineage: Eukaryota; Viridiplantae; Streptophyta; Magnoliopsida; Rosales; Rhamnaceae
Product: loganic acid O-methyltransferase-like
Exons: 2
Coding region: 93-587 (164 amino acids)
Biological process (GO): methylation
Molecular function (GO): S-adenosylmethionine-dependent methyltransferase activity
Source: RefSeq, a predicted model, not a curated record
UAUACAGAGUCUGACUGAAGUGCUUAGUUAUUGAUAAAAUUAAAGAAAUUAUCAAAACACAGCUCGAUUUACAAGUGUAGUGUUGGAGAGCGAUGGCGGAACUGGUCGAUGGUUCAGGACCUUACAACUACAGCAAAAACUCCUCCUUUCACAGAAAAUCUAUAGAGAAUGCUAAUGAACUAUUAGAGAAGGCAAUUGCUGAGAAACUUGAAAUCAACAACUAUUCUUCUACAAAAACCUUUCAAGUUGCCGAUUUGGGUUGCUCAGUUGGACCAAACACAUUCUUGGCAGUGCAAAACAUUAUUGAUGCUAUCGAGCUCAAGUAUCAAAAAACCCAAGGACAAAGUAGUUUUCAACUUCCUGAGUUCCAAGUCUUCUUCAGUGAUCAAAUCUCUAAUGAUUUCAAUCAGCUUUUCACAUCCCUUCCUCCAGAAAGAAGAUACUAUGCAAUGGGCGUGCCCGGUUCAUUCCACGAUCGCUUAUUUCCCAAUAGUUCUCUACACUUUGUUCAUUCUUCCUACUCUCUCCAAAUCCUUUCUGAAGUGCCGAAAGAGGUGGAGGACAAGAGCUCUCAAAAUGGGCUCUGA